Molecule: messenger RNA, 981 nt
Organism: Mercenaria mercenaria
Lineage: Eukaryota; Metazoa; Mollusca; Bivalvia; Venerida; Veneridae
Exons: 4
Coding region: 157-672 (171 amino acids)
Source: RefSeq, a predicted model, not a curated record
GACGUAUAUGUAUGUUACCAAAAUACAUAAUAGAAUUAUCAUUAUAAUAUCUUCUUUAAUGCUAUUGAUUGGAUGAGACGAUCAUUUUAAAAUAUUAAAUAAUUCUUUUUUAUAAACACUUUAAAAGCGAUAAUGAUAACAUAGUGCUUUGAAGGCAUGUUCAAUUUCUACACAUUAUUUUGGAUUAGUAUUGUUUGCUGUGUUCACUGUGAGGUGUGUAGUGAUCCAAACAGUAACAGUGCUGUUCCCAGGGACUGUCAGUAUGGAUGUUGUACCGACGACGACGGCAACGUCGACUGCUGCGAUAAGCCAUUCUGGACGUGGGGCGUAGUUGUUGGUAUAGUUGUUGCUGCGAUUAUUGGUGUUGUUGUUAUCAUCAUCAUCAUCCUGAUGUGUGUGUACUGCAACAAUCAGAAGACCCACUCUGCACGACUUCGACAUACAGUAUCCAUGAGGUCUAACAGGAUACGCCCAUUCCCUGACUUACCCUCAUAUGAGGACAUUGAAACAAGACCAUAUACUUUACCAAGUGCCCCACCCAUGUAUGAUGAUGUUCCGCCACCUAAAUACGAAGAUGUCUUAUCACAGGACAGGACUAACAAUAUACCUAGAAUACAGGUUUCAAACUCAAGACCCGUUGUGUCGAAUUCCUUCACACGGACCAGGACAUAGUGAAAGAGUUUGAAAGAUGUGCAACUUCCGGCAUUACAAUAUUGUUUUAUAGAGUGUCUACUGUGAUAGCUUUCAUUUAUAUACUAUGUAAAUAAGCCAUGGAAUACAGGCUUAAAAUUUUACCUAUUGGGUCCAGUUCCUUCAAUGAAAAAAAAAAACACGACAUGAUAUUAAAACUUGAAAAAUAUCUCCUUCCUAGAUAUUUUUCCUACACUUCACUUUCAUAAACUCACGAUAACUAACCAAAUAGUAUUUAUCUGCUAGCAUGUAGUAUUCCAAGCUUCGUUAAACUAAGAUUUACAUAGCAAC